ACGGACGGACGGACGGACGUGGGGAAGCGCCGUGUCCCGCUCCACGGGGGAGCGUGGCCACGCGUGGGGCGGGGGCGGCGCGGGAGGGCGAGCUCGCCCGUAGCCGGGGCGGGGAGAGGCGGCUGCCGGCGCCCGGGAGAGCCCUUGCUCGGCGGACGAGAGCCGCGGCGGCCGCCGGACCAUGCCGGGGGUGCGGGGCCGCCUCCCGCUCCUGCUCCCGCUCCUGCUGCUGCUGCUCCCGGCAGCGCCGGCGCCCCAGAGCUGCCUCAGCCGGCAGCAGCUCCUGGCCGUCAUCCGGCAGAUGCAGCAGCUGCUGAAGGGGCAGGAGACGCACUUUGCCGAGGGCGUCCGUGUGAUGAAGAGCCGGCUGAGCACCCUGCACGCCUCCCUGGCCAAAGCCGCCCCCGAGCCGCCGGCCGCCUCCUGCCCUGCCCUGCAAGCCCCCGCGGACGGGAGGAAGUUUGGCACCAAGUAUUUGGUGGAGCACGAGGUUCACUUCACCUGCGACCCGGGCUUCCAGCUCCUGGGCUCCAGCACGCGGACGUGCCAGGCCAACGGCAGCUGGACCGGGCAGGAGCCGCGCUGCGCAGAGAUCAGCGAGUGCUCGAGCAGCCCCUGCCAGAACGGCGGGACGUGCCUGGAGGGGCUGAACCAGUACAAGUGCCUCUGCCCCCAGCAAUGGACUGGGGCCGCCUGCCAGUACCAGGCGCAGACGGCUCCUCCCGCCUGGAGCGUCACGGAUGACCCGGCCUUCAGCCGCCAGCCCCGCUGCGCCCAGAUCGACCGGACCCAGCACUGCAGCUGCGAGCCCGGCUUCCACAUGAGCGGCACGGCCGCCAACGGCCUCUGCCAGGACCUCAACGAGUGCGAGGUGUACAAGCGGGAGGGGGGUCCCCGGCUCUGCGCCCACGCCUGCAUCAACCUCCCCGGCUCCUACCGCUGCGCCUGCCCCGCCGGGUACAUCCUCCUGGGCGACGGCAAGAGCUGCGAAGACAUCGACGAGUGCGCCCUGUCCCAGGAUAACUGCACGAGGGGGACCACCUGCAUCAACACGGGGGGGGGCUUCCAGUGCGUCAGCCCCCGGUGCCCCCAGCCCGCCGGCAACGUCACCUACGUCAAAACAUCACCCUUCCAGUGCGAGCGCAACCCCUGCCCGAUGGAGAGCCGGUCGUGCCACCAAGCACCCAAAACCAUCUCCUUCCACUACCUUCCCCUGCCGUCCAACCUGCUGACUCCCACCCCGCUCUUCCGCAUGGCCACGGCAGCGGCGCCCGGCCGGCCGGGACCCGACAGCCUGCGCUUCGGCAUCGUGGGCGGCAACAACCGCGGUUACUUCGUGAUGCAGCGCUCCGACCGGCAGACCGGGGAGCUCAUCCUGGUGCAGAGCCUCAAGGGGCCCCAGACCAUCCAGGUGGACGUGGACAUGUCCGAGUACCUCGACCGUGUCUUCCAAGCCAAGCACGUGUCCAAAAUCACCGUCUUCGUCUCUGCCUACGAGUUUUAGGGGCGGCGGCGGCAACCGGGGCGGCUUCCCUGACGGCGACGGUCCCUGCUCAGCAUCCGCCACCCAAAAGCACUAGCCCUGGAGGCAGGCGUGUAACGGGAGCUCCAGGUGACAUCCCACAGCGCAGCCCCUCUGCAGCCAACCGUCCUCCCCUCUGCGCUAAGGUUAUUCUGCCCAGGCGGCUUUUGCACCCACCUACGUCGGGAAUAGAAAGAGCAAAUGCGGUGCAAAAGAAACCAGGUGCAGGGGUUACCUGCUCACCGGGGCACGGGAGCAGAGCAUCGCCCUCACCCGAGGCUCUGGAAGGACGAUGCCCCGCAUCGGCACCCCCACAGCACAGAAAACAGUGGAUAGAAACCACAGCUCUUAUUUCCUUUUUAAUUCUUUUUUUUUUUUUUACUUAGGAAAGAAGUUAAGCUGGUGCAUGCAGGAGGAGGGAGGCUCAGAGCAGCCACUGCUCUCCUCCCAGUGGCCCAGGCUUGCUUGUGCUGACCCCAGCCCUGUAAAAAUAUGCCUCUGCUCCCCUUGGGGUGCCACAAAAACCCACAGUAGCCUGUGGGGAGUGGGCUGGUUUGGCAUCUUAAUCCCCUGGGAUUGACUGGGCUCGGAAAAAUCCCUGAAUAUCCAUCCCUAUGAGCCCUGGCUGGCUCUCAGCGCCCUCCUUGGCAAGAGCGACGGUGCUGCUGGGCGAAGGAGUCGUCCCAGGGCUCUGCAGAUGAGCGCUGGCGAUGGGCUGGGGCCGUGCCGUGCUUCAGCCCAUGGGCAGCAGCUCCUUACACCUCCCGAACUGGGUUGUGCACAUGCAUCCCCCCCCCAGAGCCACGCCGUGACCUCGGGGAGGGCUUCGGCUGCGCUUGGUGCUCGCGUCGAGGGAGCUCGAGGUGUGAAUAUUUCCAUUUUCAAUCAGCGGCAGCCCCCGCCCCGCUGCGCGUAAGCAGUGCCAGGAAUAGCUGGGGUUCGGCUGUAACGCGUGCCCGAGGAGGGGGACACCUCCCCGGCCGUCCCUUCCCCCUCGGUACCUGUUCCUCGGUGCAGCGCUUGUGCAUGUUAACCACAAAACCUCGACGUUAUGCAUGUUUCUUCAUUAUGCUGGUUUUAGUACCAUUAAACGAUGAUUUAGCCUCUGA
Molecule: messenger RNA, 2631 nt
Organism: Phalacrocorax carbo (great cormorant)
Lineage: Eukaryota; Metazoa; Chordata; Aves; Suliformes; Phalacrocoracidae
Source: RefSeq, a predicted model, not a curated record